ACCUAAAAAAAAAAAAAAAAGAAUGAUACUCAUGUACAUCUAGAACCUGAAGAAGAAUUACAAAGGAAGGCGGUUCAUCUGAACGUAACAGUGGAUGAUGUUCGCAUUGUUACAUCAGCACCGUAAGUGAGAUGAAUGCAAGUAAGAAUAAUAUUAACACACAUUAGAUACAUUGCUAUGAAGGAAACGAUUCGUCUAGUAAAAGAGAAAUAUGGAAGUAUUGAAGGAUAUAUAAGAAAUGAGUGUGGAUUAAGACAAGAAGAAAUACAAGGAAUUAGAGAUUUAAUGAUUGUUCCAAUUCGAUUUGAAGAACGUCAAUUGUUUAGACCAAAGAUUUAACUUGCAAUUUAAUAACAAACUUGGGGUCAGUCCUUUCUUUUAUAACAAUAAUAAUUUCCGUAUUUCUGUUCGUUCUCUGUCUCUUUUUCUUUUUUUUACAUAAAAUGAAUACCCUACAGAAUAAUUCUACACCUUUAGCCUUACAAAUACCAGAGAUCAUAUGUCAAAUAUUGUCAUGGAUCAUCGAAGACAAGUCGAUGAAUAAUACAUAUAAACAAAUCUAUCAAUGCCUAUUCGUCAAUUCACUUUGGCAUGAUUGUACAUCUCGAUACUUGUGGAAGCAUAUCGUAUUUGAAGAUAGCAAAUCAGAAUAUGAAUCAUUUAAAAAGUUUACAUCCACCAUAACUCAAAGCAACGUAAAAUAUUAUAAAGCGAUUCGAUCCAUUCAAUUGCGUAAAAUCAAGGAAAAAUCUCUGAAUGGCCUCUUACAGCAAGUAGCACCGUGUAUCAACCGAUUAGAAAAGCUGGACUUUUAUAUCUGUGAUUACCUUUCGGACAUUUCACUCGACUUGUUUGUGAAAAAUAACGUCUAUUCGACCCUCACUUACAUAUCUUUGGCUGGAUGCAACAAGAUCACGGAUAGUUUUAUCAUGUCUGUUGCGCAUCAUUGUCCAAGACUAUCACACUUGGACCUACGAGCCUGUGGCCAAAUAUCCGAUGCUUCCAUCUCUGUCAUUGCUGAAAAAUGUCGAAACUUACAUCACUUGAAUGUGGGAAGAGUGCGAGAUAGAGACAGAAUAUCGAUCCAAUCUAUUUCUUUGAUUGCAAAAUAUACCAAAGUGGCUGUUCUAGGCUUAGCUGGAUGUGAUAUGACGGACGAAUGCUUGGUGCUGCUUGCUAAGCACAGAGGAAAGAAAUUAGAACGAAUAUCGGUCAAUAACUGCUAUAAACUAACCAACAAGACCAUUCAAGCCUUUGUCAAAUAUUGUCCAAACUUGUCUGUGUUUGAAAUGAAGGAGUGUCACUGGAUUGACGACUGGUCUUGUGUUGCAGAAUUGGUUCAAAGGCGCGUUCUAUUGACUCUAUGUGAUCAACAAAAUAAAGCUUGUGUCGAAUGGGCGCGUAGGCAUGGGAGGGUCAUGAAUGUGAAAGCACCAGUUAAAUAAAAUGGACUUUAUUCCUAUAAUCUAUGGUUUUUUCUUUUUCGUAAUCCUAUAAACAAGUCGAAAGAUGGGUUGCAUAUAUUUAAAGAAUGGGAUAGUCGAUGUCUUAUUGAGUGCGGCGGCAUCUGUUUUAUUAUUAUUAUUACUGGGUGCGACUUUAUUUUCCGUCCUACAUCUUCU
Rhizopus microsporus ATCC 52813 is the source of this 1622-nucleotide messenger RNA. Its product is annotated as RNI-like protein. The transcript has a single exon. Lineage: Eukaryota; Fungi; Mucoromycota; Mucoromycetes; Mucorales; Rhizopodaceae. Gene Ontology annotation, cellular component: SCF ubiquitin ligase complex. The record is from RefSeq and is a predicted model, not a curated record. Bases 444 to 1445 code for a protein of 333 amino acids. Gene Ontology annotation, biological process: SCF-dependent proteasomal ubiquitin-dependent protein catabolic process.